This is a messenger RNA of Staurois parvus, 421 nucleotides long. NCBI's taxonomy places the organism in Eukaryota, Metazoa, Chordata, Amphibia, Anura, Ranidae. The record is from the annotation of a GenBank genome assembly.
UUACAAUCUAACCAAAUCAUUGGAUUCAGGUGUUCCAAUCACCUCCAUGGCCACAGAUGUAUAAAAUCAAGCACCUAGGCAUGCAGACUGCUUCUACAAACAUUUGUGAAAGAAUGGGUCGCUCUCAGAAGCUCUGUGAAUUCAAACAUGGUGCCGUAAUAGGUUGCCACCUGUGCAAUAAGUCCACCCAUGAAAUUUCCUGGCUACUAAAUAGUCCACGGUCAACUGUUAAUGGUUUUAUAACAAAGUGGAAGCAACUGGGAACAACAGCAUCUCAGCCCACCGCCACUGGACUCUAGAACAGUGGAGACAUGUUCUCUGGAGUAAAGAAUCACGCUUCUCUGUCUGGCAAUCCGAUGGACGUGUCUGGGCUUGGCGGUUGCCAGGUGGACAGUACCUGACUGCAUUGUGCCAAGUGUAA